Messenger RNA from Hypoxylon trugodes, 804 nucleotides. Its product is annotated as oxidoreductase. Gene Ontology annotation, molecular function: oxidoreductase activity. NCBI's taxonomy places the organism in Eukaryota, Fungi, Ascomycota, Sordariomycetes, Xylariales, Hypoxylaceae. The transcript has 3 exons. The coding region runs from base 1 to 804 and encodes 267 amino acids. The record is from RefSeq and is a predicted model, not a curated record.
AUGGACGUCAACGGCGUGGCUCUAGUUGUCGGCGCCGGUAGUGGCAUCGGUCUCGAAACGGCGUUGACCUUCGCGGAAAGAGGCGCCCGAGCGGUAGCCUUCGCAGACUUAGCGCUUGAUACGGCCUCGGCAGCGUCGGAGAAGAGUAAAUCCAUCGCCACAGCUAAAGACUAUGAGACUAUCGCUAUCGCCGUAGAUGUCAGAGAUCGAGCAUCAGUAAAGUCAAUGGUCGAAGAAGUCAAGAAGCGAUUCGGCAGGUUGGAUUAUGCGGUCAACAGUGCCGGACUUCCGCGUCAGACAUCGGCCAAAACCCAAGAUGUAGAUGAAACGGAGUACGAUUUGUUACACGAUACCAAUACAAGGGGGAUCUUGCAUUGUCUUCAAGAAGAGAUUAUCGCGAUGAAAGAUCAGGAGCCGUUGUAUGUCGAAGGACGUAGUGGUCGUCGCAGUGUAGGGCCAGGGUCGAUCAUCAAUGUCACUUCGUUGUCUGCUGUCACUGCGACGGCUGAGUCAGUUACUUACGUAGCAAGCAAAUUUGCUGCGCGGGGGAUAGUUAAGUGCGCAGCCCUAGAGAAUCGUCACACAGGUCUUCGGAUCAACGAAGUAUGUCCGGGAUUUACGGACACGCCGAUGCUCCGUCGCGGUCUUGAUGCGCAACCCGACAUUGGGGAAAUAAUCAAUAGGUCGAUGCCCCUUGGCCGCAUUGCGAUGCCGGAAGAAGUUGCGAAUGUUAUUCACUUUCUAGCAAGUCCGGGGGCCAGCUUUGUCAAUGGACAUUCUUUGGUGAUAGAUUCAGGAGUGUGA